GAUUUAGAAAAUGAUUCUUCUCCGUGGUCAGAUCAAUCUACAGAACAAUGUAGCCCUCAGCAAACACAACAAACUAUAGAUGAGACAACAAACGAAGAAACUCUAAGAAACGAGAGAACAAACGAAGAAACUCUAAGAAAAGUCCACGCUGUCAUUAUGCAUGCUGAAGCAGACAGAAUGUCAGCUCAAAUAUUCAAAGCAGAAUUGAAGAGAUCGGCCCAUGAUAUGGAAGUUGAGAUGCUACAAGAAUUCUCCCAUCCGGGAAAAACACACUUUGAGAACCUUGACCAGAUUUUUGAGAAUAAUCAUUUUGUAUUUUUAUGGGUUUCAAGGAAUCUCGGAGAUGAAAAGGAGCUCCUACAAAUGUUUUUGGCAGAUAUCUCUCUAAUAGAAAGUAAAUCAAGUAGUGAAAGAUAUGAUAAAUUCAUUCCAAUAUGGGGACAGGCAGAUGCAAAAUCUCUGUAUUCAAAGUUCAAACCUUUUACAGGGUUUAAUUUUCAUGGCGUCAAAGAUGACUUCAAUAAGUUGAGGUCGCUUCUAAAUCAGGCAAACGAAGAUAGUGACGAUAUUGAUUUAAAGUAA
This is a messenger RNA of Saccostrea cuccullata (small rock oyster), 582 nucleotides long. RefSeq lists its product as uncharacterized. Lineage: Eukaryota; Metazoa; Mollusca; Bivalvia; Ostreida; Ostreidae. The record is from RefSeq and is a predicted model, not a curated record. The coding region runs from base 157 to 582 and encodes 141 amino acids. The transcript has 4 exons.